Pleurotus ostreatus (oyster mushroom) is the source of this 3108-nucleotide messenger RNA. RefSeq lists its product as uncharacterized. The transcript has 3 exons. NCBI's taxonomy places the organism in Eukaryota, Fungi, Basidiomycota, Agaricomycetes, Agaricales, Pleurotaceae. The record is from RefSeq and is a predicted model, not a curated record. Bases 1 to 3108 code for a protein of 1035 amino acids.
AUGUCACGGUACUACGGAAAUCGUUACUCAAAUAGUCGAACGGGCGCCCCGGUUAGAAGGCAGCCCUCGCUUGUUUCCAAUGUAUCAGGGAUUGCGGACAGUACCAUCAGUUUCAAUACUUUGGUCACAGGCGAAUCGCUGCAACUCUCUCAGUUUCCACAACCACCUCGCUUCACGCCACUGAGCCCAGUGCAAUCGGAAUCGGGUUCUUUCACCACACGGUCUUCUGGUCGCAGGGACGACGGCAGGAGUAUAUACAGCAUGAGCCCGUCCUUGGUAUCAGAACGAGAUAGAGGCUCGCCGUUAACCCAGUCCCCGGUCCCCCCAGUCCCCUCACUGCCCUCACACCGAGCCCUCUCUUCACUAAGAGGCGGGGAUGCUGCCAGUGCCAUUUCCCAGUCAUCGAGGACGCUCUCACCGUACGAUUGGCAUGAGGGGGCAUCGAGCAUUGAUGUCGACGGCGCAGAUGAACGUAUGCUUCCCACAUCCUUCAUCACGCAGCUACUCCAAGAGAAUCCUGAACCCAGCUCUCGCUUCAAUCGACAUGUCUCCAACAACAGCGACGGCUUCAGUGCAAUCUCCGAGUUGACAUAUCCCCCUCCGCCCCAUCGUCAGCCGUUGCCGCCGCCCCGAGGCCCGCUACCCCGACCCACAGGUGGCCGACCAUCCCCCAGCUCCCCUCAUCUCCAUCGGACUGGCAGCCAAAGUGAUUCGGAUACAUUGAUCACAUCGAUUGGGGAUGACCACUCGCGCCCUCUCGGUCGGACACAUGGACCACCUGGGACCCGUCAAGCACCUCCGUCCAGUUACCCAAUGUCAUCCGGGAAAGACCGAGCUUGGGAAGACUUCAGUGAGGCCGAUGAAGACCUCAAGGGAUACAAAUACGCGGACCAGUCGAACAGUGGUCGAGGCAAUGGCACUCCCACCUCCCAGCCUAACUUUGAUGCUCGCGGCCAUACUCAGCACGAGAACAGGAAAUCAAUAUCGGGGAGGAGUUUCGUCUCAUCCCUCAUUUCCCGGUCCCCCAGUACCUCCUCCCGGUCAGUCCGCUCCUUUCGAAGAGCCUUCGACUGGAUGCGCAAACCGUUGCCGCCCGUGCCUGUCAUCCCUCCCAAAUACACACAACCCACGCAGCCAGUCCCUAGGAAUUACGAGGAGGAUCUUGCCCUACCCGAUCUAAUCACCCGCGCUGAUACCUUGUCCAAUCUUUUGGAAAAGGGCUACCAUCCGCACAGAAGUUUGACCUCCAGUUUUUUUACCCAGGGCGACCUAAACUAUCAGCAUCAAGGCCUGACCUCCGGUUUUGAUGACAGUCGUGUUGAUGUUAUGAACUCGGCGCACCGGAAUCAGACGCACCAGAAAGACACCUUGGAUUUUAGAAGCGCCGUGCCUGAGAAUGAUCAGGACCCACCCUCUGGUACCCAUUUCUUUACCAGAAAGCGGAUAUGGUUCCUUGUCGUCCUUGUCUUCGUCGCUUUGGUGGCUGUCGCUGUGACGCUAGGUGUUGUUCUAAGUAGGAAACAGAGCGGAAGCUCACUUCCCAGCUGUUCCGGAAACUUGACUGGUUCUGCCUGCAAUCUCGAUGCUACAUGUGUAUGUACAUCAUCAUCACAACCAUGCCUUCCUCUCGCCCAGCACCUUGUCUCCCUGCAUCCAACCAUGAAUCAACUUUUCAACACCAAUUACACCUUAAAUUCCUUGGCCCUCUCCCUAUGGCUUGCCCAAGGUGACCCCAGAGGGGGUAACUGUGCCUCACAAGCGAUGUUAGUAGACGUCUCACCCUCCCUCUCUGAUUCGCAUCCGAACAGGACGGCAUGGGCGCAAUCAGCACUGCUUUGGAAUGUGGCAGAGUCUGAAGAUUUGGAUACCGUUGGGGAAAUGCGCAACUUCGUCAUCAAGGCGCCUUGGAAAGACUUGGAAUCCAGCGACGGCCCUAUUAGCUCAGCGGGUAGUUCAUUCUCGACGACGGGAUCCGGUUUCCUCUUUGAUUUCGCUGCCCAAACGGUUGCACCAGCCGCUUCUGUGAGCUUCGAGGAUGAGGGUCAACCAACUGACGCACAACGUCAACGGGUUGGUACCGUCGCGCAGGCCGUUUUGGAUCGCAUGUACACGUUCUCGUCAGCUGCAUCCACGCAAAAGUCAAGGGCACUCGAAAACUACUGGUUAAGUGUCCUCCAACAGACCCCUUCUGACUUGGCGGUUUUCCUAUCGGUACUCAGUACAUCCCAAAUACUUCUUCCCUUCAAUGCCGCAACUUCGGGAGACGGCUCCGUUAUCUCCCUCCUCCCCGAAGCUCCUUCAUUUCCUCCCCCAAUCGCGUGUUAUCCACGCCUAACGACCACGCAAAUACGAAACAUCAAUCUUCUUGAAACAUCAAUAUUCAAUUUACCACCAGUCACCCCACCUUCGUCAUUCCAAAGCUCUUGUUUUCCCGAUCGGCCUGUAUAUGGUGUCCUCGACGUUCUGAGGCUACGCUUGCCAUUUAUAGACUCCAGAACAGGAGAUAUUGCUAGGCAAGCUGUUGUCCUCAAACAAGAAGCAUCUCCUCGAGUCGUUGCUUAUACCAAUGAGGCACUGGCUGCUCUUCCCUUCGGUGAUGGUGUUUCUCCCAAUACCAAUCCCCUCAAUUACGGCGCCCUUAAUAACUUCAAACAUGUCGUCUUCCGAUAUCUUUCCUCUAUUCCAGAUGUUAAUGUUGCGAUCGAUUUUGCGCGAUUUGUGCUGUCGCGCGUAGCAACACCGCCGAGCAACAACACCAGCCCACAGCUUUUGGCGGCCUUGUCUCGCUUGCCUCCUAUGGAGGUCGCUGUCUUCGGUGCUGUCACGACUGACGAUAUCGACUCGGUGCUGUCGUCUUUUGGGAGUCCCUCUGGUUCACUAUUCUUCGGCUCGGAGGAGGCUUUGGCGGUUCGUCAAUGGAUUAUCGGCGCUGGGCGGAGUGUCGCUUGGACGGAAACAGCGACGUCUCAGCUGAUAGUCCGGGAUUCCUCUUUCACAGAUUCUGUAUUCAACCAAACAUGGUCGGCGGCAGCAGCCCGCCUCAACGACGCCAAGGUCGCCGACGUUGUCGCUUCAUUCACCUCUACAACUAAAUUCACGCCGCAGUGA